AUGAAAUUGGUCACUGAUGAUUCCACACUAUGGUAUUUCCCUCCAGAUGAUGAUGACGAUAUACCUCGCUAUGCUAUUCAAUCUUCAAAACAACCAUUGUAUGAAAAAUUCAUACCCAUGAUCAUUGAUGAUGAUUUAACUAUUGUUCCUAAAGAUGAUCAAUUGAGUAUAAAUUUAUUACAAUACCAAAUUGGAAUGAUUGAUAAAAAGGAUAAAGCUCAUUUGGACGAUUUCUUAAAAGAGUGGGAAAAGGGAUUGACUUUUUUACGCAAGAAAGAAUCUGGUGAUUUCGACGUUGAUGAAGAUGAGAUUGGUGAAGAACAUAGUUUAAAAUCUCACUUGAAAGAUCAUAAAGAUGGGUUUUUGGAAGAUAGAGAUAUCAAAUUGAGGUUCCUAACUUGGAACUUACAUGGUGCUCCAUUAUAUAAUACAGAUGAAGAUUUAUCACAAUUGUUUUGCAAGGGAGAUGAAGGUACUGAGGAAAAAUUUGAACUAUAUUUUAUUGCAUUUCAGGAAAUUGUUCCAUUAUCAGCCAAAAAUCUUAGAUCUUCACCUGUACCUAUUGAACAUUGGAUUAAAAAAAUACUGGGGAUAUUAGGUGAUGAUUAUAAAGUGUUACAAACAAAUAAAUUGCUGGGAUUAGCAUCUAUAUUAAUCAUUAAAGAUGAAUUGUCUUUAAAUUUCCAUGAUUUAGAAAUUGGUUCAAUUGGGACAGGGAUUUUAAACUUCUAUGGUAAUAAAGGUGCUAUUGCAACUUGUUUCAAAAUCCAAGAUUUCAAAUUUGCAUUUUUGAACUGUCAUUUUGCAGCUGGUGAAAGUGAAAAUUUCUUAUUGAAGAGAAGAAAAGAAUUACAAGGUGUCAAGACUUAUAUUAAGCUACCUCAUUCUAAUGGUUCUUUGGUCUCGAAUGAUAAAUCCAUCUUGUUUGAUGUUGAUGAUGUUGAUACCAUGUUGAAAUCCGUUGAUUUAGAAAGUGAUGAAGAAUCUGAAGUUGAGGAACAGUCUAAAGCCAAUGAAGAUGAUGAAGACCCUUUGAAAGAUGCUGCUGAAAAGGAACAAAUAGUUCAUGAGGUUGAUGAUCAAAGAAAACAAAUUAUAGAAUCUACAACCCCUGAGGGUGAAGAACAUGAUGGUGAUAAAAAUAUAAUUUUCAUUGGUGGUGACCUAAACUAUAGAAUCACAGCAUCUCAUGAGAUAAUUAAUGCAUUGGUUAAGGAAAAAGAUUUCAAGUCAUUACUUGAUUAUGACACAUUAACAAAAGAAAAAGAUCAAGGUAGAAUCUUGGACCGGUUUCAAGAGGGAACUAUCAAUUUUCCACCAACUUACAAGAUUAAUGAAGAGAAUGGUGAUUACGUUGAUGAUCGUAAACCAUCAUAUACUGAUAGAAUCUUUGUUUCAGAAUCCAAAUACACUCAAAUUGAAAGUUAUGAAUCUCCAAAUAUAACAUUAUCAGAUCAUAGACCUGUGUUUUCAGAUUAUUCCCUCAAAUUACCUAUAAUCAACAAUCACAAAAGAAAUGAUAUUGUUAAAACUUACUUGAAAGAAAUUGAUGAUCAAGAAAAUAACUCUAAAAAGACAACAUUCAAAUUCGAAAAUCUUGAAAAUGAAGUCAAGACUCCAAUAUUAACAAGUACAACCAUUGAAGUUAAAAUUACAAACACUGGUGAUUAUAAAUCAUAUUGGGAGAUUAUUGAUUCUGUGGAGAAUGCCGAUCAGAAGUUCCCAGGAAAACAUGUCAGUGGAAGAGUUGAACCUGUUAAAGGUGUUAUUCCUAAAACUGGUACUCAAGUGCUGAAAAUAACUGCCACAUUACCUAUAGGUUGUAAAAAAUAUGAAAGAACCUUGAUCCUAAGAGCUUAUAACUCACAAGAUUAUUUCAUAACUUGUACAUUUGUUGCUAAAAAUAGUUAUUUUGGUAGCUCUAUUGAUGAAUUAAAUGGUGUUGGUGACCAUACUGGUAUUCCAAAGCCUUUAUACACUUUGAUCAAUUAUCUUACAAAUAACAUUGUUGUUGAUAUGUUUGAUGAGACAAAAUUGAACUUCACACAUGAUUUGGAGAAAAAAAUUAUAAAAGCUGUAGAUCAAGAUGAAGAACUAAACCCAAAGGAUUUGGAAAAAGCUGAUAUGACAAUCGAUGGAAGCUCUUCAAGAGCUGUUUCAAGAGUCUUGCUACUGUUGUUGAGAAAUCUUGAUGGUGGUAUUGUUUCUAGUGAUUUGUCAACUUUUUUGUUAUCAAGUUAUAAAAAUGACCAAGAUGUUUUGGAAAAGAUUUUAGAGAGCUUACCUGCUUUAAGAGCAAACGUACUAAUCUAUUUAAGCAGUUUCUUAAGAUUAUGCAUUGAAAGUGGGAUCGCUAAAGAUGAAAUCUUUAGAAAAUUUGAAGGGAUCUUGUUGGAAGUUCCUAAACAACGUAAAAGAGACUUUGUAUUGGGAAGAACAAAUUAUGAAAAAUUAAGAAGAGAAUUUUUACAGAAAUUGUUGGGUUGA
Hansenula anomala is the source of this 2487-nucleotide messenger RNA. RefSeq lists its product as uncharacterized. The coding region runs from base 1 to 2487 and encodes 828 amino acids. Gene Ontology annotation, molecular function: phosphatidylinositol-4,5-bisphosphate 5-phosphatase activity. The record is from RefSeq and is a predicted model, not a curated record. The transcript has a single exon. NCBI's taxonomy places the organism in Eukaryota, Fungi, Ascomycota, Saccharomycetes, Phaffomycetales, Wickerhamomycetaceae. Gene Ontology annotation, biological process: phosphatidylinositol dephosphorylation.